AUGGUCGAUGCUUAUACAAAAUGGCCCGAGAUUCGAGUGUGCAAAUCAAUCACAGCUGAGCAUACGGAGAGAAUGUGUCGGGAGAUUUUUAGCCGAUUCGGAAUUCCGGCCGUGUUCGUGAGUGAUCACGGAACCCAGUUUACGGCGGAAUCGUUUCAAAGAUUCUUGAAGAUCAACGGAAUAACACACAAGAUGGGUGCACCUUACCACCCCGCGACUAACGGUCAAGCGGAAAGGUACGUACAAACAUUUAAGCAAAAGCUCAAAGCAAUACGUUGUCCGAAAUCGAAACUAGAUGUCGAAAUUGCCAAUAUUCUAAUGACAUACCGAAAGAUGAUUCAUCCGUCAACCGGACGAUCACCCUCUAUGAUGGUGUUCGGGAGACAGAUUCAGUCCCGAUUGGACCUAAUGCUACCUACAAAUUCAGUGAGAAAACUAGCUAACCCCGUUAACCGAGUGUUCUUCGAUGGUGAUAAAGUUCGUGUCCGCGAUUUUCUGUCGGCAAACAAGUGGCAGUUCGGACAGGUCGUUUCAAAGCUGGGCAAAAUGCGAUAUUCGAUUCGCUUGGAUGACGGAAGGCUGUGGGAAAGGCAUGUGGAUCACAUGUGUGGCGUUGGAUCGAAUUUGGAUUCGUCAUCAAGAGCAGGUUCGAAGGAGAUGGCUCCAGAGUUUGCAACUCCUAUUGUAAUAACAGCAUCCAGUGGCGACAACCGCAGUUGCGAGGUUCAACCGGUAGUUGGUACAUCCUUCACAUCAGAAUCUCAAGCACCCCCGCCUGUUCAACCCAUGGUGAACGGCGGUCAUCAAGCUGUAGUAUCGGAAGGCGCACGAAUGGGGAACGUUGAGCCAGUUCAACCAAUACGUCGUUCGAACAGGGUAGUGAAGCCACCAUAUAGACUGGAAUUCUAA
Molecule: messenger RNA, 909 nt
Organism: Wyeomyia smithii (pitcher-plant mosquito)
Lineage: Eukaryota; Metazoa; Arthropoda; Insecta; Diptera; Culicidae
Exons: 1
Coding region: 1-909 (302 amino acids)
Biological process (GO): DNA integration
Molecular function (GO): nucleic acid binding
Source: RefSeq, a predicted model, not a curated record